Molecule: messenger RNA, 368 nt
Organism: Rosa chinensis
Lineage: Eukaryota; Viridiplantae; Streptophyta; Magnoliopsida; Rosales; Rosaceae
Product: inosine triphosphate pyrophosphatase-like
Exons: 3
Coding region: 1-282 (93 amino acids)
Biological process (GO): nucleoside triphosphate catabolic process
Cellular component (GO): cytoplasm
Molecular function (GO): nucleoside triphosphate diphosphatase activity
Source: RefSeq, a predicted model, not a curated record
AUGGCGGGGUUGGGAGCAAGAGGAGGUGAACUGGUGUUGCCAAAGCCGGUGACUUUUGUGACCGGAAACGCCAAAAAGCUUGAAGAAGUGCGCGCCAUCUUGGGCACCUCCAUUCCCUUCAACACUCUCAAGCUCGAUUUGCCAGAAUUGCAAGGGGAGCCUGAGGACAUCUCCAAAGAAAAGGCGAGGUUGGCUGCCGUUCAGAUUAAUGGUCCUGUGCUUGUGGAAGACACUUGCCUCUGCUUCAAUGCCCUCAAGGGUCUACCUGGGCCUUACAUGUAAGUUUUUCAUCUUGCUUGCUCUCACCAGGUGGAUUUAUCUUUUGUUGCUCAAAAUUUGAUAUUUUUAUCAUAUGGAGCAAAAAAAAA